Molecule: messenger RNA, 2331 nt
Organism: Lucilia cuprina (Australian sheep blowfly)
Lineage: Eukaryota; Metazoa; Arthropoda; Insecta; Diptera; Calliphoridae
Product: serpin B13
Exons: 4
Coding region: 158-2152 (664 amino acids)
Molecular function (GO): serine-type endopeptidase inhibitor activity
Source: RefSeq, a predicted model, not a curated record
UCAUUUAAGUUUUAGACGUGGUAACGUCGUCAACUACAGUUUUGGUUUGGAAUUAAAUUAUUUGAAAAAAAAACAAACAUUAUUCUAAUAUAAUUUUUAACAUUAUUCAAAUACAAACACUUUGUGAAUAAAAGUGAUAUUUAAAAAAAGAGACAAAAUGAAAUUUUUGCAAGCGUCGCUUGUAUUAUUCGGCCUAAGCUUCAUAACAGCUUUGCCCACUAAGACCGAUGAGGAAACAUCUUACGCUAGCAAAGCUUCUCAAAUAAUUGCUACAAAUCUACUAAAAUCCUAUAAUGACAUUGAUGGCAAUCAAGUGCAUUCUCCACUCGGUGUCACCACUAUGUUGGCAAUUUUAGCUGAAGCUACACAAGGUGAUACCUAUGAUGAAUUCUACAAAGUUUUGGGUUAUCCAAAAGAACGUACCUCUCUGAGGAAUUCUUUUAAAACUAUACUAUCCAAAUAUCAAACUAAAAUAUUAGGCGCAGAACCUUCUUUUCAAACUUGGCUUUAUAUCUAUCGCAACUUUACGGCCAGAGAUGAGUUCAAGCAAUUAGUACGAGACAACUAUUAUGUAGAUGUUAAAGAUAUAAGUCGUGAUGAAUUUGAUGCCUUUGAACCAGAUCGUUUUAUAGAUUUGGAUGGUACUACCAGCAAUAGUAAAGAUGUAAUAGGUUUUGAGACAUUAAAACGUUUAAAGAUUGAUGAUGAUGACGAUGAUGAUACUCAUGGUUUGGGAUUCACAACUGUUGGUUCUUACACCGACAAUUAUGGUGAAGAAUUUAUAGAGAAAGAAACCUCUAAAUUUGAUCGUUUUGUUGAUGAUAAACAGUAUGUGGAAAAACCACAAAUAAUUGAAGAGAUUAAGAAAGAACAACAACAACAGCAGCAACCAGAAGAGGCACAAACUGAAAAUGAUCUUAAGGCCACUACAACAGCACAAAUAAAUAACGAAGAAGAAGAAACUAAACAGCCUGCACUUGAAUUGAAUGAAAAAAUAGAAAAUCUUGAUGAAAAACCAGUUGCUGAUGCCAGCAGCAUAACCAGCAACGAUGAUAAUAAUGUUGGUGUUCUUGAUUCUAAGGAUCAAACUAAACGUGAAGAUGACUUGAACUUAGAGGAAAAUGAAACUGUACAAGAAAAUGAAAAAGUCUUGAAAACUUAUAAAGAAGACGAAGAAACUGAUGCUGAAGCAACCGGCAAGUUAUUAAUACCCAUACAAGAAGUCUUAGAGUCCAAUGAACCUGAAAAGGUAACAUUGCCAUUGCAAAAACUGGAAACUGUUUUAGAUGAAGCCUCUAAAGGUUCACCAGCUGAAAUAAUGAUGGCUUUAGAGACGCAUGUCAGUUCAGCCCGAAGUGCUUUUAGUGGUCGUAGUCUUUUCCGCAGAGAUGACAUAACUUCUGCUCUAAGUGCUAAUUCUAUUACUGGCCGUGAUAUUGGCUCCAAAACAAAAAUGUUACUUUUUAAUGGCCUUUACUUUAGAGGCAAUUGGGCUACUGAAUUCAAGGAAGAACGUGAGGUGGAUGAAUUCUUCUUUAUGACCUCAGAAGAUGCCAUGAAAACUCCUAUGAUGCAUGCUCGCGGUAAAUUCUACGUGGCUGAUAUGGAUAAUUUAAAUGCCAAAAUUGUGUGUCUUCCAUAUGAGAAUCAAAAAUAUAGCUUAAUGAUCGUCCUACCCAACGAUCUGGAGGGUCUGCACUCGGUCAUUUCCAAACUGGAACCCAGUGACUUAAAAAUGGCCAAACAUCAAAUGAAAGAACAAGAACUACACAUUGUUUUACCCAAAUUCCAAAUAGAAGAAACCUCUCGUUCCGAAUCUAUGCUAAAGAGUCUAGGAUUAACAAAACUCUUCUCACGCAAUGAUGCUGACUUAAGCCUACUCUCCGAAGAUCGUGAUUUACAUGUUGAUGAAAUUGUACAAUUCGUUAAUGUUAGAAUCGAUGAGGGAGGCAGUUCGAAUAUUGCUCUCUCCGCCUCUAAUACUCAAGCAAGAGAUAAUGAAUCAUUGGAGAAAAUUGAAAUUAAUCAUCCAUUUGCCUAUUUCGUAAUGGACUGUGAGAAGGAUUUCGUUUUGGUAUCGGGUAAAGUACAUGCACCCGAAGUGCAGGAUGAAUUACCGCUGAGCAUUGAAGUGGAAUUUGAAAAGGCGUAGAUAUUUAAGUUAAAUUUAAUAAUAAACAAUGAAAUUCUCAAGACUUGUUUGUAACAAUCAUAUUUUAGGCAAUUCAUGGUCAACAAAUUAACAAUUGUAGGUUUACUAUUUUCUAUGUAUUCUAAAUAAAUAAGUGUAACGAAAUUAAACUUUUUUAUACAAAAAAAAAAAAAACAUUA